GUAAAUUGCCACUGAACGUUAUAGUAUUUUCCGCUAGCAUACGAUUUGCCUUGAUUGCAGAACAAUUUCCCAUUGAUCGGAGGGUAUUGAUCCCAGCAGGGUUUGUGACUUCAUUGACGCGUACACAACCAGGUGAGCGUGAACGUCUUCUUCCGACCAACUCCAUAUUACUCAAGACUUCAUCGCCCAGAGUUUGACUCGGGAGCUUUAUUCAUUGGCGCUGCUGUCCCCCCUGAGAGAGAGGGCUCUUGUCUUCAAGACCAUGGGACCACGUGCGCGCCAACCACGUGCUCUCAAGAGGAAGGCGAAGACGGGAGGCGAACAGGAUACGAAGCAAUCGGCGGUCUCUACGAAGCCCGCAAAAGCUCAAAGUAAGGCUAGGUCAAGAGUUACCAAGAGGCCUCAAAAGAAGCAGACGGUACCACAAGCUACACAUACAGACAAUGUCGACGAUGCCGACCCGGAUCUUGACGGCGGAGUUCCGUUGCCAGCCUCGUCGGCUACUGGUCUGGCGUCUACAAAACAGCGAGCGUUGAGCAACCACGAGGUUCCUGCGACAUCGGGGUCGAGAUCUAUUCCCUGCAUUCGAAGCGAUGAGCCGGGGUCUGCACGGCCGCCGGACCUGAUCUUCACACAUGGUGCCGGAGGAGGUCUGUCGGCUCCCGCGCUCGUGAAUUUCGCCCAGGGUUUCGCGAAUGCCGGAUCGAAGAUCGUCUGUUUCCAGGGAAACAUGAACCUCAAAUCGCGGACAAAGAUGUUCAGUACGGUACUGGAUUACGAGAAGCAAAAGAAUGAAACGAGCAAGUCCAAAGUCGCGUUCGGUGGACGAAGCAUGGGUUCUAGAGCCGCCGUUCUCGCAGCACAAGAGGACAAAGAUGUGCAGAUGCUCAUUCUGGUGUCUUAUCCGCUGACGGGCCCGAAUGGAGAUGUGAGGGAUCAAAUUCUGUUGGACAUCGACCCGGGCGUGGAUGUCUUAUUUAUCUCGGGCGACAGGGAUAGCAUGUGCGAUGUCAAGAAAUUGGAACAUGUCAGAGGGAAAAUGGAGGCGAGGAGUUGGAUGGCUGUCGUGCAAGGGGCGGAUCACGGUAUGAACGUCAAGGGAGGGAAGAAGCGAACGGAAACCAUAGGACAUGAGACCGGCAAGCUCGCGGCUGGGUGGAUUGCUCAGAGAGAUGCGACGAUGACGGAGAUGAGUGUGAGUUGGGACAAUGGCACGGAGAGCGUCGUCGGGAGUGGGAUUUGGGUACAACGUGGUGGACAGGAAAUCGGUCAGAGUCAAGAAGAGCCACGAGGGAGGCAGGAGGGUGGUGGAAAGAAAGGAGUGAAGAGACGACGUAACGAAUGAACGUAAGAAAAUUGUCUCAGGAUCUUAAACCCUCGGGCUCCGAGCACUAACAGGCUUUGUUAUUUUAUAUAGCAACUCCUGACCUGGAAAUUGAGCACGAUAUUAUGGAGGCUAUGACAGUUCAGUGUUCACCAGCGCAGAAAAUAAUGAUUGAUCUCUGCUUAAUCAGGC
Messenger RNA from Exophiala oligosperma, 1516 nucleotides. RefSeq lists its product as uncharacterized. The coding region runs from base 263 to 1345 and encodes 360 amino acids. NCBI's taxonomy places the organism in Eukaryota, Fungi, Ascomycota, Eurotiomycetes, Chaetothyriales, Herpotrichiellaceae. The transcript has a single exon. The record is from RefSeq and is a predicted model, not a curated record.